Messenger RNA from Daphnia pulex (common water flea), 949 nucleotides. Its product is annotated as neurotrophin 1-like. The transcript has 3 exons. Bases 77 to 763 code for a protein of 228 amino acids. Gene Ontology annotation, molecular function: Toll binding; growth factor activity. Gene Ontology annotation, cellular component: extracellular region. Lineage: Eukaryota; Metazoa; Arthropoda; Branchiopoda; Diplostraca; Daphniidae. The record is from RefSeq and is a predicted model, not a curated record. Gene Ontology annotation, biological process: central nervous system formation; innate immune response; regulation of Toll signaling pathway.
AUCAGUUGAAAGCUGACAGUCAAAAACACAGUUUGUAUAGUUUUUAAGCCAAUCACAUAUUAUAAAUUUAUUAAAAAUGGAAAUUUCAUUGCUCUGUUUGGCUGCCGUAUUGGUUGGAGCUGUUGCUGUGCCGGAACCGGAUGCUGACCCCCAAACAUAUUCAAAACCUGCCUACCCAGCAGUUCCGUCCGAUAACUGCAACCCUCGCAAGGCACCAAAGUGUUCGGAAAACAGCACUGAAACUUUCUGUCUCACAGACGCAGAAUACCCCGAAAAAGAAAUCAGGAGUGCCAUCAAGUACGACCCGUUGGUGCUGCAGAGGUACUAUGAUAUUGCCAAACAGUCGGCCGACAACUUGGUCGAUGGACUGACAUCUUUAUCGGAGAAACAUUACGACUACUCCAACUACACGGGCAAGACUUUCGAGAUGUCCAACUGGAUCGGCGAGGAAGGAUACAUUUGCCCCAGCACUGUCCACUACGCCCGCCCUCUGCGCGCUCUGAACGUUGACGGUAAAUGGCGUGCCAUCAUUCAAGAUAUCGCCUGGCCGGGAUACACGCAGACCCAACGUGUCGAGACUUGCUUGUUCCCCGGCUCCCCUUGCCGCACUUUGGCUCCUUGUUAUGGCAGCAAAUGCUUGCAAAAGUACGUCUACCAGCGCAUGUUGUCCUUCGAUCCUUGCGAUGCCAAAAAGGGAAUUUUCAUUGACCUUUACAAACUGCCAUCGGCUUGCUCUUGCCACAUUCCCGGUAAACUUCAUUGAGCCAAUGAUCCCUUAUAGAUAAUACUAAUCUUUCCUUUAAUUAGCCUAAAAUUUUCUCACCAGUAACGAAAAGUACGUCUUUUAUGAUAAGGUGAAAACGAAAACUUAUUUGUGUGCGUUGAAUUAUGACAUUCUCAUCAACAUACCGCAAAUAGUGAAAGAGAAAUUAAUAAAGUUUUAACUCAC